Messenger RNA from Fusarium vanettenii 77-13-4, 1449 nucleotides. RefSeq lists its product as uncharacterized. The coding region runs from base 1 to 1449 and encodes 482 amino acids. Lineage: Eukaryota; Fungi; Ascomycota; Sordariomycetes; Hypocreales; Nectriaceae. The transcript is spliced from 2 exons. The record is from RefSeq and is a predicted model, not a curated record. Gene Ontology annotation, molecular function: protein binding.
AUGGCUGAGGAAGAGGUCACCGCCUCGCCCCAGCUGGAAGAUGUUGAAGCCCUAGCUACUUCGUUCGAGGAGCUUUCGGUCUCGAAGGAGUAUGAUAACGCCAAUCUCGCCAGGCUGCCUGACGAGAUUGUCCUAGCCAUCAUAAAGCAUUUGCACCGGCCAAGUUUGAAGAGUUUGGCCCUGACGUGUAAGAACCUACGCCGCAUCGUGCGUCCUGACUUCUAUCGCAGUAGGAAGCAUGCACUUUUUCGUCAGUCCUUGAUGUCGGGAGAUCUAGAUUUGUUGAAGCGGUGUGCUAUGUAUAGCGCUGCCCCUGUUGAUGGAGUCUGGAAGGCAGAGUUUCGGGUGUACGACAGCCCCAUGACGGAGUGUCUGGACAAGGACGAAAUAACGGCAGAUCAGUGUUUUGAGGUAUUGCAGUGGCUCAUCGACAACGACUAUGAUAUCACGGCUGGGUCCAUUGAUAACCGGGCCUGGGGCGGCAUAGAGACCGAUGCCCAGAUUGAGUUCGCCAAGGAAAUGAAGCACAUGCCGUGCUCCUUUCUCCAAGUCUUCAAGAUGUCUACAGACAGGGACAAGCUCGACGGUGUCGCCAGGAUUGUAUGCCACCUAUCAUCUCAGGGCUUCAACUUCCCGCGAUUGGUACAGGGUGUAGGGUCAACCCUCAGAAGCAAGGAAGAGUAUGAAGUGUUUACUCCUCUCAGCUACGACUCGCCCCAUCUCAUCACAAUGCUGAUGAGAUCAUCUUGUCCACCCUCGCUUCUCGAGGCUUUCCUGAAGCAGCUGCAGCGCCAAGGCGUCAAGCUGAGUUGCCCUCGCAACAGUUGUCCGGCUGAAUUCAAGUACUGUGAGCCCGUAGAUGACGGCGACGAGCGCUUUAACCCGGCACCGGCCAUUCUAACUCAGGUUUGGGAGUUGGUGGCCGAGCUUUACAAUGACCUCUUUGAUCCACAGAGGUGGAGGCCGCUUUCUGCCGGCGAGAUAGGGGACAUUUGGGUAGAAAAGGUGAGGCUACUAGAUGAAUACGAAGGUAUCAGCAAUGUAGAGAGACGACUCCUCGUCGCUAUUCUAUCCGCCCUACGAAAGAUCAAAGCCAGAGCCGAAGCAUCAGGCGGCUUAGAAAUCGAGCGAGACGCCAAAGCCUGCUGGUACGAGCUCUGCAUGUCCUUCCAACACUUCUUUGACGACGAUGAACUCCUAGACUCUCAGUUCCGACACCCACAGGAUAGGAUGCACAUGUUUGUGCUCUGGGUCAGCUGGGAUCCUCAGAGGCUCUGGGACCAGAGUCUAAGGAAGGCUCCGUGUGGGAAAUUUUCCAGGGGCCAGCACCGUAUUAAUGGGCCGGUGAAUAUCAUGAGUGAUUGGCCGCAGAAGUGGCUCUGGAGAAAUGCCGGUUGGCUAAUUGAUAGAGAUCCUGACUGGUGUAAGAUUCCUUUGAGGGAGUGGUGA